UGUUAAGUCUCUCUACAUAAGGGAGUGUGGAGACGUUUGGAACGCAGCCUGAAGACACGUACACGAGCUACGUUUUGCACACGACACUCUCCGUCACUAUGGCUGCGGAGGACGCGCAGUGAUAUAAUUGUAUAGGACUGGUUUGAUUUGUGGAAUCUUAAAUGGCCAAAAUGUAUCAUCGGGAGAAGAGCAUUCAGCUAAAGAGCAGUGCUUCAGCACUCUACAACAACCUGAGUGUGUUGCGCUUGGCACCACGUUCCCUCACCCAUUUUGCUGUUGUGCACGCCAAUGUAGUGAACCUAGUGAGUGCUUCCUGGGAUGGGCUCAACUACUCACACCGACAGCUGCAGUCCAAAGAGGGCAAUGUGGCCACCAGCUCCUCACUCAUCAUGCAGGCAGCUUGGUGUGUUCUUCCAUCUAGAGAUCUGCUUGUUGUAACUUCUCAGAAAGGGAUUCAGAUGUAUGAGUCUGAUGGAUCCAUUAUGGUGUACUGGCAUGCACUGGACACACCAGAGACACCCACAGCUAAGGCCAUUUUUGCACGGGGGAUUGCUUCUGUGAGAGACAAAUACAUCUGUGUAGGGGUCUCCUCUGGAGCAGUGCUGGUGUUUGAUGUUCCCAGUAAAGGAAGUAACAUCACAUUGUCUGAGGUCCUGGAGGAACACACUGAGGCUGUCACAGACAUGGCGUCUGAGUGUUCAGGCAGUACGGAGUACAUAGCUGAUUUGGUGAGUGCUGAUGACUCAGGCCUUCUGUGUGUGUGGAAGUCUGGGGGGGACUUCCAGCUUCUCAAUAAGAUCCCUGGAUUUGAUACGAGUUGCUCGUCAUUGAAGCUGUGGAAAGGCACGGUCAUAGCUGCCUAUGGCACGGGCCAAAUCCGCCUCUACGAGGGUGUCACUGGGAUACUGCAUGCUGAGGUUAAUGCCCAUGCUCGCUGGAUCUAUUCCCUCGAUAUUGCUCCUUUCACUGGACUGCUGCUCUCAGCUGCCGAGGACUCCUUCGUUCGUGUGUGGCAUUUAAACCCAGCCCCAGAAAACAACAGUGUGGAGAUUGAGCACCUUUACAAUGAAUGUGUGACCGACACUCAGAUUUGUGGCGCCAAGUUCUGCGAUGGUGACGGCUACGCUUUCGCCGUCACAGGCUAUGACCUAAGUGAGAUCAUCCGCUACACGCAGGCAUAAAUGACUCUCUCCAAUUCUCAUGCUUCUGUGGAACUUUUACAAAAGGCACAGCACUUGCCUGGUACAGUUUAUUUGUUCGUCUGUGAGUUGGCACAUAUUACGGGAACAUUGAGGCUGGCCAGAAAGACUGUCAGUAGUGCCUCAUGUUGUCUGUACAGUAUUGUAAGCUGAACGUCAGUUCUACACAGGCCUGUGAAUGCCAUUGCUUUGCUCUUAGUGCAGCCAUUUGGUCUAAUUUAUUCUUGUCUGAACUUGUUUGAGUGCGACCUUAUUUAAAAGAUUAGCCAAACUUCUAAUCGUAAUGUUUCAGAACACAGUUAGUUCUCUUUUGAAGAAGAGAGAAAAUAUAAGUGGCAUGUACUGUCUCGAGUGCAUUUUGCAUUCGAGUUUGCAUUCCCAUUAGGACAAAAUGAAGAAUACAGAGAAACGUAGUGUAUAACAACAGGUUUCACAGAUGUGCAGAUGUUCUUUAGUUAUCACAACUAACCAAAAUGUUCAAAUAGUGGAUUUUCAGAAAUUAAUAACAAAAAAAUGAUUGUUUGCAUUUCCCUAUUCAUUAACUUGUAUGUCCACAGUUUGCCAUUAUAGAUGCCUACAACAUUUCAACCUCUAUUUUUGUAGAUGGAUUAACUUUUUUACAUUAAAAAAACAGGGGGGAUGCAAACUUAUAUAUAUAUAUAUA
Messenger RNA from Pangasianodon hypophthalmus (striped catfish), 1863 nucleotides. RefSeq names its product WD repeat domain 54 (gene wdr54). The record is from RefSeq and is a predicted model, not a curated record. Gene Ontology annotation, biological process: cilium assembly. The transcript has 10 exons. Gene Ontology annotation, cellular component: ciliary basal body; centriole. Lineage: Eukaryota; Metazoa; Chordata; Actinopteri; Siluriformes; Pangasiidae. Gene Ontology annotation, molecular function: protein binding. Bases 162 to 1181 code for a protein of 339 amino acids.